AACUGAUCAUCCAAACACAAAUUCAGUUAUAUAGUGAAAGAAAAAGAAAAAGAGAUAAUUAAGAUGAAUAUGGAGAUUGAGGAAGUGAGUUAUCAAGCAUUGCCUUUACUUUCAUUGAACCAUGUUUCUUUGUUGGUGAAAGAUGUGUGGAAUUCUGUGAGGUUCUAUGAAGAUGUCUUGGGCUUUUGUCUUAUCAAACGCCCUUCUUCUUUCAAUUUCCAUGGAGCCUGGCUGUACAAUUAUGGCAUUGGGAUUCACUUGCUUGAGAAUAAAGCCAUGGAGGACUUGGACGUUGAACCACGACCCAUUAAUCCAAAGGAUAACCACAUUUCCUUUCAGUGCACCGAUGUUAAUUUGGUGAAGAAGAGGUUAGAUGAGAUGGAAAUGAGGUAUGUGACUGCCGUGGUAGAAGAAGAAGGGAUCAAAGUGGAUCAAGUAUUUUUCCAUGAUCCAGAUGGAUAUAUGAUUGAAAUGUGUAAUUGUGACAACAUUCCAAUUGUGCCUAUUUCUUCCAGCUGUGCCCUUAAGCCAAAAUUUGGAACCUACAAUAAGAAGAUGAUGCCUAUUGCCACCCCAAAUUAUAGUUGUGGCUUUAUGGAGACUCUCAUGAUGGAGAAGUUAAGCAUGGACAUGCUCAACUUUUCCUUCUAAAAUAUUACUCUAUUUUAAUUUGAAUCUUUGAAUAUUGAAGGGGAAAAACUGGAGAUGUCAUUGUUUACAUUAUAAGGUUUGCUCAUUCUUACAUGCAAAAAGAUGUGUAUUUGCAUUUUCAAACUUAAUAGUUUGGAUAUAUGUGCAACUAUUAUGUCAUGAAUAAAGUAUAAGAAAGUUGUGUAAUUAUUGUUC
Lycium ferocissimum is the source of this 846-nucleotide messenger RNA. RefSeq names its product glyoxylase I 4-like. Gene Ontology annotation, molecular function: lactoylglutathione lyase activity; metal ion binding. The transcript has 3 exons. Bases 64 to 651 code for a protein of 195 amino acids. NCBI's taxonomy places the organism in Eukaryota, Viridiplantae, Streptophyta, Magnoliopsida, Solanales, Solanaceae. The record is from RefSeq and is a predicted model, not a curated record.